GCCGCAAGAAGUUCAAGGCAGCGGGACAGCCGGACGGAAAGGAGGCCGCCGCCGUUUUACUCGUGGCACUUCCUUCCUUGAUUGCCCACCCCGGCGGCCCGGCCUCCUCCACCUCCACCGCCGCAGCUGAAUGAUGGCCGAGCCUGCCGCCAAUCGCCCUCCGACGCCGGCGCCGGCCUCCGGUGGUAUGUCGAGGAAGCUCUCCAUAGUUCUGUUUGUGAUCCUGUCGGCGCUGCUGUACCAGCAGAUUCAGCCUCCGCCUCCGAAAAUCUGUGGCUCGCCGAAUGGCCCCCCGGUUACCGCACCAAGAACAAAGCUCAAAGACGGCAGGCAUUUGGCAUACAAGGAAUCCGGUGUCCCAAAGGAGGAGGCCAAGUACAAGAUCAUCUUUGUCCAUGGGUUUGACUCCUGCAGACACGAUGCCCUUCCAAUUUCCCCGGAGGUGGCACAAGACCUAGGCAUCUACCUUCUGUCUUUCGACCGGCCUGGGUAUGGUGAGAGCGAUCCGGACCCUGCCCGGAGUGAGAAGAGCAUCGCCCUCGACAUCGAGCAGCUUGCCGACAACCUGGAGCUUGGUCCUAAGUUUCACCUCAUUGGCUUCUCCAUGGGCGGCGAGAUCAUGUGGAGCUGCCUCAAGUACAUCCCACACAGGCUCUACGGCGUUGCUAUUCUCGCGCCGGUGGGCAACUACUGGUGGUCUGGCAUUCCGUCGAACGUGUCGCGGGACGCCUGGUACCAGCAGCUCCCGCAGGACCAAUGGGCUGUAUGGAUCUCCCAUCACCUGCCAUGGUUGACCUACUGGUGGAACACCCAGAAGCUCUUCCCUCCUUCCAGCGUCAUCACCUACAACCCUGCGAUCCUGUCUGAAGAAGACGCGAUGUUCAUGAAAAAGUUCGGCAUGCGACCCUACUUCGUAAGAUUUAGAACCUCGCUUAAAUCACUCACACAGUCACACCUGACAUAACUGAGCUGACUAAAAAGAACCCUGAUGCAACUGACUUCUCAUUUCUCUUCUCUGUUUGUGCAUCAUCGACCGAUCGUCUCGCAGCCAAUGAUAAGGCAGCAGGGGGAGUACAACAGCCUGCACCGGGACAUGAUGGUCGGGUUCGGGAAGUGGGACUGGAGUCCCCUUGACCUGAAGGACCCGUUCGCCGGCGGCGA
This is a messenger RNA of Lolium rigidum, 1161 nucleotides long. RefSeq lists its product as uncharacterized. Lineage: Eukaryota; Viridiplantae; Streptophyta; Magnoliopsida; Poales; Poaceae. The record is from RefSeq and is a predicted model, not a curated record. The coding region runs from base 131 to 964 and encodes 277 amino acids. The transcript has 4 exons.